Messenger RNA from Anopheles nili, 825 nucleotides. RefSeq lists its product as uncharacterized. The coding region runs from base 1 to 825 and encodes 274 amino acids. The transcript has a single exon. The record is from RefSeq and is a predicted model, not a curated record. NCBI's taxonomy places the organism in Eukaryota, Metazoa, Arthropoda, Insecta, Diptera, Culicidae.
AUGGCAUCUUCCGGCAAGGAUGAACGCAGCAACAGUUCUAUCGACAGCGAAAGCACUAUGACCUCCAGCGAAAUGGAACAUCAUGAAGACUCGCGUUUAGUGGAAGAAGUGUACCAGGAACGGCGUAGGGAGUUGCUGCUUGAGAUUGAAGCCGUGCGCAAACGCAAACAUCCAAUGUUUCUGCAGCGCUUGGCGGUGUUGAAGAAGCAGUUUAUCGACCAGUUGGAGCAGAAUGUGUACGCGAGGAAUCACGAGUUGGAGUGCAACGAACGAGACUACCGUCGGGAGGUGGUUGCUGCCGAACAGGAGUUCGCACAGGGCAAGCUUCAACUCGAGCAGGACCUGCUGGCACAGAGGCAAGCUAUCCGGCAGGAAAUCGACAACAUGAAGCUAGAUUCCAGGGAGGUGAAUUUGCGACAGCUGCGCUAUCGAUCACGACCACCGGAAACGUGCGCUAGCCUCUGUAAGAUAUCGUCCUUGCGGAUUGAACUUUCGCAAGGUGAGAUUGCGGCCGACCUAGCGGAGAUAACUGGCGGAAGUAACGUGACUAAAGCACCACACGCCGCAGGAGCGUGCCAAUCGGCUGGAUCCACUCUACCGCUGUACCACGUCGUGAAUGGAAAGCUGUGGCAUAAACAAAGCUGUUUCGCGUACGGUACUCCGGUGUACGUCCAGGGAAUAGCCAUGGUUCCAUAUCCAGGCGUCAUUUCGGGUGUGUUUUUGCAGGGAGUCACCAUCAAAAGCUUGAACAGACAGAUCGAGGAACUGAUUUUUCUAGAACACCUCAACAAGGGCGUAAUUUCACUCACUUUGCGCGCGAACUAG